AUGGCAAGCGAGUUGAAAAACAGGCAGCCUGGAGUUCUACCUAGCAAUACCGAAACACUUGGGAACAAUAAUGGGAAGCAAUGCCACGCGGUGAUGUUGCGGAGUGAAAGAGCUCUUGAAGAAAAAAGAAUGAAUCCAAGAAACAACAGUCCUUCGAAAGAACGCAUUACACGUCCAAUGAAUCAGGAAGAAAGAACGCCCGAAACCACAAGCCAUUCGAAAACCACUACGUCUAAUGCGGGAAAGCCUGAGGUGCCGCUGAGCGCACCAUUCCCUAGGCGUCUGAUGAAGAAGAAUGAUGAGCAUCAAUUCAAGUGCUUUCUUGAGCUCCUAAAGCAGUUGCAUAUCAACAUUCCACUUACAGAAGCUUUGGAGCAGAUGCCAACAUAUGUAAAAUUUUUUAAGGACAAUUUGACGAAAAAGAGAAGAGUCAGUGAGAAGGAAGUAAUAGCGCUAAUGCAGGAGUGUAACGCAUUAAUAAGCAACAAUCUACCAAAGAAGCAAAAGGACCCUGGGAGCUUCACAGUUCCUUGUUCGAUAGGAGGAUUGGAUGUGGGUCAUGCAUUGUGCGAUCUAGAAGCCAGCAUUUAUCUCAUGCCACUUUCAAUUUUUAAGAACGAAGCACAACCUACUUCUGUUACUAUUCAGCUCGCUGACAGAACAAUUAAGUACCCAGAAGGGAAGAUUGAAGACGUUUUGGUGAAGGUUGACCAUCUCAUAUUCUCAGCAGACUUUAUUAUCUUAGACUAUGAAGCAGAUAGGGAGGUACCAAUUAUCCUUGGACGUCCCUUCUUAGCUACUGGGAAAGUUUUAAUUGACUUGCAUAAAGAUGAGUUAACUAUACGCGUGGACAAUGAAGAGGUGAAGUUUAAUGUGCUCAACGCAUUAAAGUUCCCAGAUAGUGAAGAUUGUCAACUAAAUAGUAUUGAGUUGCCUGAAGAAGAGACCCAUGUAUGUGAGGUCCUCGCGUUGGAGGAAAACCUUAAAGAAUCAGAGCCGCCAAGUCUGAGUGAGCGGCGGACAAAACCAACGCGUCCAUCACUUGAAGAACCACCAGAACUCGAAUUGAAACAGUUACCUAGACACUUGAAAUAG
This is a messenger RNA of Benincasa hispida (wax gourd), 1095 nucleotides long. The record is from RefSeq and is a predicted model, not a curated record. NCBI's taxonomy places the organism in Eukaryota, Viridiplantae, Streptophyta, Magnoliopsida, Cucurbitales, Cucurbitaceae.